Molecule: messenger RNA, 2049 nt
Organism: Porites evermanni
Lineage: Eukaryota; Metazoa; Cnidaria; Anthozoa; Scleractinia; Poritidae
Source: the annotation of a GenBank genome assembly
AUGGAACAAGCCAAUUCCGCAAAUUUCACCAUCGCUGCGUUGUUGGGUUCAGCCAGGCCUCAGCAAGCACUUGUUAGGGACACGGAUGUGAUUCAUGAGAGGCUUCACGAAGCACAGCGUAAUCGUCUUCAGUCACUGAUGGGAAGCGAUGAAGAAGAAGACCAGGAGUCACAAAUCCCAGGUAACAUUUCUGUUUACAGUGUUUAGGAUCGACAAAUACCCAUAUGAAAAUAGCGCUUAACAACCCUGACUGUCUGCAUGUAACCUUGUAAAAAGUUGCCUUUUCGAGGCCAGUUUUCAUUUCUCCAGAGACGUAACUACAACUGAGGAACUUAGCGGCAUGUCAGUACGAGCUAUUACAACCAGUCGUUUGGAGAUUGUUACGAAAAAAAAUUACACUUGACGACGUCGCCACAAAUAACUGAUUUCUUUAAUUGUGUAGUAGGGAUUCAUUUAUUAAAGUGUACUAAACAUUUUGGUAGCUAACUAAACAUAUGUUUUUCAGUGAUCUUGACAGAACCGGUAGGUGAGGUUUUGCAACGAAACACACGUUAUAAGAAAAAACGUACUCUUGAAUUAUUAGGCUUUCUCAAAUCCAGCCAAUUUACCCAACUAAUAAUUUCUUUUUAUAUUACUUUAUAAUAUCAACUGAAAAGAAAUUUGUCGACUAAGAUACACAGCGUAUUAUGUGUUUGUGGGAGAAAGUGCGGGAUUGAGGGUGUGGGGCCGAUGUAGUUUUAAAUUUGCUUCUUUUUUAACUAAUGUCCCACUCACACCAACUAAACAUGUUUAAUUAAAGCAGGUUUUAAAAAAUGAAAAACAUGCACUGAAAACAUUUACACACAGGAUUCAAAUGAACUUAACCAUGCACAUAAUGCAGUUUUUCUACAUAAUUUGUAAUAGCCAAAAGUCAGUAGCAGCUUUUACGAGGGAAAUUGUUCAGUUAAAACUGUGUUUAACUACACAGCUUUUUAACAUGUUUAAAUGGGGUAUAACACAGCAACAUGACUUAUGAAAAUACCUUGCAUUUAUAGCAACAUAUUUUUGAAAAAAUAACAAAAUGGCUUUGAUCAUGAAAACAUAAAUUUAAGUUCUGUAAUAAUAGCAACAAAAGAAAUCUCGACGCCGUUUUCUGAAGCCGUCAACUGCGGUUAUCGGUCUACAAUAACGGCUCUGAAAGUUAGAGUAAUUACUUACCGUUAUUGAUAACCGUAUUAUUCAACAGUAUUAUAUAAAAUUGUAAAGCUAUUCGGAAAAACUACAAAGAUUGGUAACUGCUAGUGAUCUCCACACCGUCCGUAUGAAAAGGGCGUGGUUGGAAGUGUUGGAAUGGCAUCUAUUUGUUAAAUUUUCUUUCAUCUCUCACCAACCUUUUAACCAGCAGCUUAGCUGUUUAAAAAGUUGAACUGUUUUUCUUUAUGAAGUUAAUGAUUUAUUAAUGUCUAAAAACCCAGUCAACGGUCCUGAAUAACACUGUAAAUUAACAUCACGGUAUUUCCUUAGAAUACAUUUUAGCCCCAGUAUAGUCUGUCCACUAAUCAUCGAUGAACCGUACACCCUUAAAACGAUUUCAGCAGGGACUUUUUACGACCUAACAAUGUUCAAAUUCAUUUUAUCUCAGUGACUAAUAAUCGAGCAGUGGCAUCCAAAGGAGACAACACUCGCGACUCAAAAACGGCAAGAAAGCCACCGAAAACAAGACGAAAGAGGACAGCAUUUACAAGUUUUCAGCUGAAAUGCCUGGAAGAAAAGUUUAUGAUGAACAAAUAUCUGACAAUUGCUGAGAGAGACAUGUUAGCAAAAUCACUUCAACUCAGUAACAAGCAAGUAAAAACUUGGUUUCAAAAUCGUCGAACAAAGUGGAAGCGAGAAAACGUUGGAGAAGCGAUACAUUUGGCUUAUGAAAUACAGAGAAGUGGUAUUGGACCUUACCACCCUCCUUGGGUUCCCUUAUGUCAUUGCCCACCCCCACCCCCACCAGUGUACAGAAUGAACACUAUUUACUCGUGCCCUACUCCAACUUUUAUUCCACCUCAUGGAACACCAUAA